This is a messenger RNA of Penaeus indicus, 1970 nucleotides long. RefSeq names its product zinc finger protein OZF-like. NCBI's taxonomy places the organism in Eukaryota, Metazoa, Arthropoda, Malacostraca, Decapoda, Penaeidae. The record is from RefSeq and is a predicted model, not a curated record. Bases 181 to 1839 code for a protein of 552 amino acids. The transcript is spliced from 3 exons.
CGGCUGUGGCGAACGGCGGCGCCUACCUGUCAGUUGUGGCUAAUUUGCCGUCAGGUGAAGGCCAUUUCCACCAUCGAUAGCUCUAAGAAGACUGCAGAGUGGAGGGAAAGUAACAGGAAUGGAUGUGAGAGGAACCUGAGGCCCCUGGCUCUGCCUUCGCCUCGCCCGUCCAGGGUGACAAUGAGUUUCCUUACCAGCUGGAUGCCUACCGCCCCCCUGACAGCCAAGGACGCCUGUGGCAUGGGAGUCAGUAUCAAAGAGGAGCUCAGCGAUGUCGCAGAAGACAAUUGGCUGGAAUUUAAGGAAGAACCGCUUGAAUGUGUGGAUGAGGUGAGGGAUGAAGCGAGAGAAGUGAAAGUGAAGCAUGAAUUUCUCUUCUUUAAGAAUCCUCAAGACCCCAGACGUGAAGUAAGUGAAAAAGACUCAUUUAGCUUGACGCAGGAUUGCAGUGAUGUUUUGGCAAGAACGGCAUUUGUGGCUGAGGAUUGUGGCGGCAAGAACUCACCAGAAGGGGAUCAGGUGAUGCAUAAGGAUAGCCAUGAGGAUACGCAUGGAAAGGUGGAAGCUGAUUCGAAACACUUGGUAUGUGAAUUAUGUGGCACUACAUUCCAUUGUAAGAGUUUUUGGAAGAUUCACAUGAGAGUCCACACAAAGCAGAAGCUCUAUAGUUGUCAGAUUUGCCAUAAGGCCUUCCCAUCCAAAAGAAACCUAGAACUACACAUGCGAGUGCAUACAAAGGAGAAGCCAUACAAUUGUGAGAUUUGCAGUAAGGCUCUCUCGUCCAAAAGUUAUCUGGUGAUACACAUGCGAGUACACACUAGGGAGAAACCAUACAACUGUGAGAUUUGUAAUAAGACUUUCACAUUUAAAAGUAAUCUACUGACACACACAAGAGUACACACAAAGGAGAAACCUUACAGCUGUGAGAUUUGCAGCAAGGCCUUCUCGUCCAAAAGUAUUCUGGUGAUACACAUGAGGGUACAUACGAAGGAGAAGCCAUAUAGCUGUGAGAUCUGCAAUAAAGCCUUUCCGUCCAAAAGCGAUCUGGUCAAACACAUACGGGUACACACUAAGGAGAAACCUUAUAGCUGUGAGACGUGCAGUAAGGCUUUCCCAUCAAAAAAAAAUCUCGUAAUACACAUGGGAGUACAUUCAAGUGAGAAGCCACACAGCUGUGAUAUUUGCAGUAAGGCUUUCACAUUCAGAAGUAAUCUUCUGACACACAGGAGAGUACAUUCAAAGGAGAAACCUUACAGCUGUAUGGUUUGCAAUGUGGCCUUCACAUUCAAAAGUAAUCUACUAGCACACACAAAAGUACAUACAAGGGAGAAGCCAUUUAGCUGUGAGAUUUGUGGUAAGCACUUCUCUGCAAAAUUUGAUCUGGUGGAGCACAAGCGAUUACAUACAAAGGAGAAGCCUUACAGCUGUGAGAUCUGCAGCAAAGCCUUCCCCUCCAAAAGAAAUCUAGUAAUACAUGUAAGAGUUCAUACGAGGGAGAAGCCAUACACCUGCGAGAUUUGUAGUAAGGCCUUUUCGAUGAAACAGAGCCUAGUGAGGCACAUGAGAGUACAUACAAAAAGUAAGCCCUAUGCCUGUGAGGUUUGCAAUACAGACUUCUCACAGAAAAGUCACUUAAUGCAACACACAAGAAUACACACAAAAGAAAGGCCAUAUAAAUGUGAGAUCUGCAAUAGAGCCUUCUCAAGGAAUAGUCACUUAGUGCAACACAUGAAAGUACAUACAAAGGAGAAGCCAUAUUCGUGUGACGUUUGCAGUAAGGUCUUCUCACGGAGGAAUUAUUUAGUGCAACACGUGAGAGUACAUACAGAGGGGAAGUGAUAUAGCUCUGAGGUUUCUCAAAAAAAUAUUAAGUAAGUCAUAUCUCAAUAGAAAUAGAAGCCAUAUAAGCAUGAAUUACUUCAGUGUGCAUAUCAGUCCCAGACUUUAACUCUGCAUAUUAUACAUAUAUA